Messenger RNA from Anastrepha obliqua, 503 nucleotides. It is a transcript of the gene Snapin, whose product is annotated as SNAPIN protein homolog. Gene Ontology annotation, molecular function: SNARE binding. The record is from RefSeq and is a predicted model, not a curated record. Gene Ontology annotation, cellular component: BORC complex; BLOC-1 complex; synaptic vesicle. Gene Ontology annotation, biological process: lysosome localization; intracellular protein transport; synaptic vesicle exocytosis. NCBI's taxonomy places the organism in Eukaryota, Metazoa, Arthropoda, Insecta, Diptera, Tephritidae. The transcript has a single exon. The coding region runs from base 93 to 503 and encodes 136 amino acids.
UCCAUCACAUUAAUCAGUUCAUAGUUGAUAUGGGAGUCAGAAAGAUUUGUGGAAACAUAAAAAUUUGCUAAAAUUUUUGUUUGAAUUGAGCAAUGGAUAAAGACUCGGAUAGCACUGUAACAUCAUUAGAUGAGAAUACAGAGAACUUCUGCACUAAUCCUACCCGUGAUAUCUUAGCGGAAGGUAUCGUUAACUUAUUUAAACCCGCAGUGGAGAAAUUAGACGAGCACAUCCAAGCUACCCGCGCUUCUCAAAUAGAAUUAAAGAAGCAAUUAGACGCACUCUCAGUUCAGUUGGUGGAAAUAGAGAAGGCUCAGCAUAAUAUUCCUGAAUUUUCAAGCAAAGUUAAAGAGUUAAUUAACGUGAAACAUAAAGUCACUGUUAUAACAAAUAUUCUCAGCACAAGUCAGGAUCGUUUAACUGGCCUUUACCAGCUUAUUGAGAAGGAACAGCGGCGGAGGCAAGCUCUGCUGGAUUCAGCUAUAAACACAAAUAUACCUUAG